This is a messenger RNA of Psilocybe cubensis, 249 nucleotides long. RefSeq lists its product as uncharacterized. Bases 1 to 249 code for a protein of 82 amino acids. Gene Ontology annotation, biological process: mitochondrial respiratory chain complex IV assembly. The transcript has 3 exons. The record is from RefSeq and is a predicted model, not a curated record. Lineage: Eukaryota; Fungi; Basidiomycota; Agaricomycetes; Agaricales; Agrocybaceae. Gene Ontology annotation, molecular function: copper chaperone activity; copper ion binding. Gene Ontology annotation, cellular component: mitochondrial intermembrane space.
AUGUUUGGCAAGAUUUCGUCAUGGUGGUCGCCAACCCCCGCUGCGGAUGACAAACCUUAUAACCCAUCCGACCCUAAGAUGAAUCCUCUGAACCCCAAAGGCUUGAAGCCAUGCUGCGCCUGUCCAGAAACCAAAUCCAAACGUGACGAUUGUUUCCUCCGGUAUGACCCAUCGGAAGCGGAGGGAAAGUGCAAGGACGAGCUCGCGGCCCACAUUGCCUGCAUGCGAAGCCUUGGAUUCAAGGUCUGA